Amoebophrya sp. A120 is the source of this 2393-nucleotide messenger RNA. Lineage: Eukaryota; Dinophyceae; Syndiniales; Amoebophryaceae. The record is from the annotation of a GenBank genome assembly.
GAUCGCAGUGUGGGUCAGACUCAGAAUCUAGUUUUGUUGUGAGGAAAAAAGAUGUUCAUGUUAAUUGAUUUGCUGCCACUUCUAGUGGGUCUGGGCUCUCUUUUACUGAAUGCGUGUGGAAGCGCAGCCUCCAUCAGCAAAGUUGGUCGGGAACAAGAGGAAUCGUCUCGCCACGACAGCAUCGCUCCUUCACAUACCUGUACCUGGUGCCCCUCCAUCAUCGGUCUCGGGAACCAAAAAACCGGCACCACCGCUGUCGCGCACGCGGUGAAUUUUCUCUUGCAGGAGGUGGGAAAAUGGAAGAGCGAGGACAUUUCGCUUCUCGUGGACCCACCAGAGAUCGACUUCAUCCGGCAACAUCGGGGGAGGACAAAUUUUUCGCACCCGUUGAGCGACUGGGAGAUCUGUGCGAGGUUGCGCCAGGCGAGAAGGCGCGACGACCGGCGGCUUGGGAGGGAGGAUAGCCUCGCGGAACUGGAUGCUACUCGUCGGGAUAAAGCAAAGGAAAGCCUGGUGCUCGUGAAAAGAACAGAAGAAACUGAACGAACAAAAGCUCCUUCAACGCCAGCCCAAGACGAAAAUGUUGAGCAACAUCUAACAAUUUUGAAGGUCCCCUCCAUUCUCCCGCACCUUCCCCGGUUCCAGCAGGUCUGUCCCUCAAGCAAAUUCUACCACGUGAUCCGCUCGCCCUUGCAGAACACGCGCUCCCUGCUCGACCGCCUGGCUCACCUUGGCGGGGACGCGCAGAAACAGACCAUGGCGGGCACACUGAUGACGCUGCUGUUACAUGACAAGCGACCGGAUUUGUGGCAGCAGUACAUUGCGAAGACGAACCUGAACGACCAAACGGCCGUGAUGGAAGAGGCCUGGGAAGAGGUGAUGAACGAGCCACUGGAGCCGCAGCUUUUGAUAUCCGUCGGCAUUGACCCGGAGCGCCUUAGACGGGUGCGCAUGGAGCAGCAGAGACGCGACGAAGAGGAAGAGAAAAGCGUCGGAGGUGGUGGAAGUAGUGCCCCUGCAGCUCGAGAGGGGACGUCGUCGCAACAAGUGGAGCUGCAUGACGGGCAAGGUGUGAAACUUGUGGGAAAAACCACCGCAACGUCAGAGGUAGAGUCCGAAGACUACCUGCAAGAUCACAAGACCGAGCGGAAGCGGCACCAAGUCGACAUUAUGACGCAGUACGAUCUACGGGACGUGCAGCUGCGGUUUGACCUGGAACACCAGGGCCGGAUGCGGUGGGAAAGCUUUGUGAAGAAAUUUGCGGAGCGGCACCUCGGGAAAUCGAAGUCCGGGGCGGAGAACUGCCGCUUGUACCACGAUUUGUUACUCAACAUUGAACACGAAACCUGGCACGCCAUCGUCAACGAAACGAGGCAACAGAUUUCGCUCCUGGCGAGUGGAGAUAGGUGGCGUGGUGUUGUUUCUCCAGGGCUUGAUGUUGUUGAUACAGAUGGUGCAGGAGGACGAGUUGCUGUUACCGAUCUUCACCUAGGUAGGUCACCGGAAGGGGAGCGAGAAGGCACUGUCGUGGCGCUAAAACAAAAGAAUGUGCCCCAGAACUCCUGCGUCGCCGGGUUCGUAUCAAGAUGGAUUGAUUUUGCGCUUCCGCUCGUGGAGGCAGCUUCCGGAGAAUUGACUCCAACGUCAGCGGCCUCUGCUGCCCCUGCCUCUGCAUCCGUGUACGCGCAACUGCAAACACGUCGGAAGUCAGGACCAGGAUCACAGGCAAAUCAAGCCCACGAUGACGAAAAGGGAGAUGAGACGACACAGAGAGAGGCCCUGGGACUCCGACUCCGGCCGGAAGUAAGGGUGCUGCAGCCGCUUCUCGAAUCGCCACCUGAAGCUGCUGGAGGAGAAGGAGAGUCUUCAGCUUUUAGAGGAGCAAGCUCUACUAUUCCGGUCCUCCGCUACGAAGACUUUCGAAAGUUUCCAGGCGAGAGUAUCGUUGCGCUGGUUAAUGCUUUAGGGAUCAAGACAAGGCCCGAGAACAACUACAUGGACCAUACUAGCGACCACCCCAAAGAUUUUAAAAAUCGGACCUUUUCGAUCCAAGCCGCGCGCGAGUCCGACUCGUUCCAACACGCUGCGCGAAUUCAACUGCAGCCGCGGGGCUGGGGACACGGAAAGUCCUUGUCGCAGAUUUUUUCGCGAUCGGACUGCCGAAACUUCUUCGGGCAGGAAGGUAGAAUAAUACGAAACCAAAAAGGCGUAGAUAUUGAACGUUUACCCGUAAAAAUACAGCCUCUCACAAGUAGUGGUAGAUCAAACACACUACAGCAUAGCAGGAAAAGGAGCUACGAUUUUGGCACUAUUGGUGAACUGUUGCAAUCGAUUGCGCCACUCUUUGGAUACUUUCCUGGUAUUGACGACAACGGUUUUUGUGUGGAAAAAGU